Molecule: messenger RNA, 4371 nt
Organism: Drosophila obscura
Lineage: Eukaryota; Metazoa; Arthropoda; Insecta; Diptera; Drosophilidae
Exons: 13
Coding region: 300-3191 (963 amino acids)
Source: RefSeq, a predicted model, not a curated record
ACGUGCACAGACGACGACGACGACUACGACCACGACCUAACGGCCAGAAAUAAGCAAAAAUUAUUUAGCUAACAAUCGUCGAAAGGGACACUAAGGAUUACCCAGCCGAUGAUUUGCAUUUAAACGAGCGCAUAUAUAGCGGAUGCAUAUAUAUGCAGAAUACGAGCAGUGUUAAUUCUAAUUUUUCCUAAUUGUUCAUAAUUACGGGAAAGUUGCGAAGAAAAAAAAGGAGAAUUUAUGACGUGGCUAAAGUUCUAACCGCGCUGGAAACUCGAGGAUAAUUUGUUGCAAAGAUUAUUAUGGGGCGGCUAACAAUUUGGUUCCUGUUGGGACUAACGUUACUCGCCAUCUCCGAUCAUGUUGGGUUUGUCAAUGCCGAUGUCGGACCAAGCGAAUCUGAAUGUCGACCCUACAUUGAAAAGGCCAUAAAUGAAUUGAAAACAGAUGGUGUCAAAGAUGGCUCUGGGGAACUGCAAUCCGAUCAGCCCCGUAGGGACGACGACGAUGACGACGACGAUGAUGGUGGGAUAGAUGCGGUUGAUGAGAAAGAAACUGUUGAAAUUGAAACUGUCGAAUUGGAUUCCACAGAGGACGCGAGAAGCGCCAACGAUUUAGAUGGCGAUGGUAUACCUGAUGACGAGGACGAUGAUAUUGAUGGGGAUGGUAUACCGAACGAUAAGGAUGAUGAUAUUGAUGGCGAUGGCAUACCGAACGAAGAUGACGAUGACAUGGAUGGCGACGGUGUGCCCAACGAAGAUGAUGACGACAUUGAUGGCGAUGGUGUGCCCAACUCCAAGGACGAGGACAUAGACGGCGAUGGUGUUCGCAAUGCCGAUGACGAGGACAUUGACGGUGAUGGUACAGUAAAUCACGAGGAUGAUGAUCUGGAUGGCGAUGGCACUCCCAAUCACGAGGAUAAUGACUUGGAUGGCGAUGGUGUGCCCAAUGACGAAGAUGAGGAUAUGGAUGGAGAUGGCACAGUCAACCACGAGGACGAAGAUCUUGAUGGAGAUGGUGUUCAGAAUGAUGAAGACGAUGACAUCGAUGGAGAUGGAAAAGUGAAUCAUGAGGACGAAGAUCUUGAUGGAGACGGCGUGAGGAACGAAAAGGAUGAGGACUUGGAUGGAGACGGCAAAGCGAAUAUUGAGGAUGAAGAUUUGGAUGGUGAUGGCGUGCCCAAUGAAAAGGAUGACGAUCUGGAUGGGGAUGGCAUCCCGAAUGAACACGACAACGAUGUCGAUGGUGAUGGAGUGCCAAACGAACACGAUGACGAUGAUAGCCAGGCUGAAGACGAUGACGACGACGAUGAUGAUGAUGACAAGGCGAAGGUCAAGAAGCGUAGCAAGCGUGAGGUUGAUGCCGCUCCAGUCAUCGACAUUGAAGCGCCCCCAAGUCCUGCCGAGGAAUUCCCAAUCGAAGAAGAAAUCAUCAAAGAGGAAUCUGUCGAGGUGGAGGCCGAACCAGAGCCAGAGAAGGAGUCAGAGCCAGAACCAGAAGUUGAGGUUGUGAAAGAGCAGGAGCCAGAGCCAGAACCAGAAUCAGAAGUUGAGGCUGUGAAAGAGCAGGAACCAGAGCCAGAGCAGCCCGUCGAACAGGCGCCAGCUGAAGAGGAGUCUGCAGAAGUGGAAGCCGCAGCUCCACAGGAACCAGAAGCAGCCAGUGAGGAUGCCGUAGAGUCUGAGCAGACUCAGGAUGAGCCCCAGGCAGCUGAAGUCCCUGCUGAUGCAGCCGCUGACACUGGCGACGAGGAUGACACUAAACCUGAGGAUGAACUUCUCUGGGAAGGUACAAUCCCCGAGAACCGCCGCAGCCGUCAGCACAUCACAGAGCUUCUGCUGCUGGACGAAGAGUUCAAUGCUCGCGAGAAGGCCACCGACAAUGUGGCCGAGAUCAUUCUGAGGGACAUCAAGCGCAUCUAUGAGAACGCCAUUAAGCCGCUGGAGACCCUGUACAAGUACCGCGACCUGAGCAACCGUCACUUCAGCGAUCCGGAGAUCUUCUCCAAGCCGCUGGUGCUGUUUAUGGGUCCCUGGUCCGGUGGCAAGUCCUCGAUCCUUAACUAUUUGACCGACAACGAGUACACCCCCAACUCGCUGAGAACGGGUGCCGAACCCUCUCCGGCCUACUUCAAUAUUCUGAUGUGGGGCAAUGAGACGGAGGUUCUGGACGGCACUCAGCUAGCCGCCGACUACACGUUCUCCGGACUGCAGAAGUUCGGCCAGGGCCUGGAGGAGCGUCUACGCGGUCUGAAAAUGAAGAGCAAGCUGCUCGAGAAGGUCAACAUCGUCGAGAUACCCGGCAUUCUAGAGGUGCGCAAGCAGGUCUCCCGCGUCUUCCCCUUCAACGAUGCCUGCCAGUGGUUCAUCGAUCGCGCCGACAUCAUCUUUCUGGUCUACGACCCAGCCAAGUUGGAUGUGGGCCCCGAGACGGAGGCCAUACUCGACCAGCUGAAGGGGCGCGAGUACCAGACGCGCAUCAUCCUCAACAAGGCGGACACCGUCCAUCCGGAGGAGCUGCUGCGUGUGCAGGGCGCCCUCAUUUGGAACAUCUCGCCGCUGAUGUCGUCGGCCCAGCCGCCACUCAUGUACACCACCUCGCUGUGGACGCAUCCCUACCAGGAUGGCGCCCCGGCCCGCCUGCUGCUCGCCCAGGAGCGCGCAUUCCUGCGCGACCUUCGCACGGCCAUUGACAAGCGCAUCGAGCACAAGAUCUCCAGUGCCCGACGAUUUGCUGUGCGCGUGCGCAACCACGCCAAGAUGGUGGACUGCUAUCUGAACACCUACUUCAACCACAAGACGCUGUUCGGCAACAAGAAGCGCAUCUCGGACGACAUCAUUGAUCAUCCGCAGAACUACCACAUCUACGAGGGUCUCUCCACGCUGACCAACAUCUCGCGCUACGAUCUGCCCGAUCCGGAGGUAUACCGCGACUUCUUCCGCGUCAAUCCGCUCUACGAGUUCAAGAAACUGUCGGAGACGUGCACCUACUUCCGCGGCUGUCCCAUCAACAAGCUGGACCAGGCCAUUUCCUACGAGCUGCCCGAGCUAGCCGGCAAGUACAAGAAGAUGUCCGAGGCGGCACUGGCCAACAUCGAGGCACAGCAGCAGCAGCAGCUGCAGCAACAACAACAACAGCAGCAGCAGGCGGCGGUGGGACAUGGCUCGCAGGCUGAUCCCAAAAAGACGAGUUGAGGUGUUGUUUCUCCCUCGGAGGAGAAAACCUGCCAUUUAGUUUGUUUUAAUGAGAGAUAGAGAGAAUGUGACAACGACAUCGGCACCGGUGACCGUCUAUUGAGAAUUACGAAAGCGAUAGAGAGAGAGACAGCAGAACGGAGAGAUAUGUUUAUCAGGAGUAGAGAGAGAGAGGACAUAUUCAGGGCCGCAAAUAUGAGAGAAUAUAUAUCAAUAUUUCUUUAUAUUUUUUUUGUUUGUAGGAGAACAACAGCGCAAGACAGAAGACAGAACCGACGAGAGAGCACUUUGAAAUUUGAAAUAGCAACGGUUGCUACGAGCCCAUGUUUGGCCUUUAGUGAAUUUAUUAAUUACAACCGAUUUGCAAUAGAAUCUUUAUUUUGAAUACUUAACCGAACUGAGAGCCGUAUGAGAGGGAAAACCAAUUACACAAUGAGAGCAAACAGACAGACAAAUACACACACACACACACACAGCAAACUUGUACUUGUUUUGGAGCAGGGAAGAGAGAGGAGGCAAUAGGAGUCCUUACAAUAUAUAUAUAUCUGAGCAGAUCAACAAUUAACUAUUAACUGAGAGCAAGGCGCACCGCACCGCACUAUCGACGAUAUCUAACCACAGCCCCCGCCACACCAACCCAUCCCUUCCUCAUUGGCUAACAUCCGUUUAAAAUUCCCAAUUCCUAGAUUUUUUGUCCACCUUUUUUAAGUAGUAGAGAACAGCAGCGUAGCGCAGAGUUUUGAGAUUUGAGCACACAGGCAAAUAUUGUUAAUGUUUUUUAAGUUUUUGGUUUUUGGUUCUUUGGUUUUGAGCAAACUCCCCGACGAUGUCGUAGUUGAUAAGACUUUCUUUGAUAAAAGCAAAAACACAGUGAAGACGAUAAUAACACAAUUCUAACAGACCAACGUAUAUUUAUUUAUUCAUGAAUGACCUAAGCAAAUGUGAGAUAAACAGAAAAUGUUGAAGAGCAGGACGAAAGAAGCGUAUACUUUAAUUAAAUACAAUCAAUUUUACGAAAACUGAGAAUCUACGUAAAAUGAACUGUGAGAGCGGGUGAAAUACACAAGUGAAUAAAAACAACAGAAAACCCCAAGCAAUUAUAUCUUUUAAUACAGAAGAAAAAUUGGGGCCUGCCUUUUUUAAUUAUUUUUAUAAAUUUCGAAAUAAAACUUUAACCGCU